Messenger RNA from Pseudomyrmex gracilis, 1516 nucleotides. RefSeq names its product RNA-binding protein 1-like. Bases 200 to 592 code for a protein of 130 amino acids. Gene Ontology annotation, cellular component: nuclear speck. Gene Ontology annotation, molecular function: RNA binding. The record is from RefSeq and is a predicted model, not a curated record. The transcript is spliced from 5 exons. NCBI's taxonomy places the organism in Eukaryota, Metazoa, Arthropoda, Insecta, Hymenoptera, Formicidae. Gene Ontology annotation, biological process: mRNA splicing, via spliceosome.
GAACAGGCCAUAGAGAGUUAUCCGGAAAUGACAUUCAGCGCCAAAACACCGGAAGAGGAUAGUGAGAGAGAGCAGUAAAACAGUCCCCACUUUUUCCUUGUCUUAACUUUCAGUCGUCUCGUAGAGAUCAGUUCGAGUUGUUGGAAUUUCAUAUUAAGUGAGGUGAGACAAGAUAAGCUAGUGCUAACCACAGUGUAACAUGUCUCGCUAUCGUGAAUGGGAUCUCUCUUGCAAAGUUUAUGUUGGCAACUUAGGGAGUAGUGCCAGCAAACAUGAAAUUGAGAGUGCAUUUAGUAAGUAUGGUCCUCUAAGAAAUGUAUGGGUUGCAAGAAAUCCCCCAGGUUUCGCAUUUGUGGAGUUUGAAGAUCCAAGAGAUGCUGAAGAUGCUGUACGAGGAUUAGAUGGAACACGAUGCUGUGGUACUCGAGUACGAGUAGAGAUGUCUUCAGGAAGAAGUCGUCGAGGUGGAGGAGGUCGCAGACCAGGUCCUAGAUAUUCCAGAUCCAGAUCACGCAGUCCCCGUAGAAGAUCAUUGACCCGGAGCCGCAGCCGAGACCGCCGUUCACGUUCGGAUUCCCGUGACAGACGUUAGAUGCUAAGAGUUGAAGAGAAAGAGAGAUCGAAAAAACGGUUCGACUUUGUAUGCCGGAUGGAAGACAAAGAGAAAAAAGUGUGGCAACAGAGUGCGAGAGACAAUUUUGUAUGUAAAUAAUAAAAAUCGUUUGUUAACACCACACACAUGCACAUAUAAACACAUAAACACACAUACCGGAUGUUUGCAGUAUGAAUAAUAGACAGGGUGAUUCUUCAUAAAAAAAAAUCAGAUAUAUAAUACAUAAAAUAACACAUAAUAUAAUAUAAUUUAAAAAUUAUGAUAAAAAAUCUAAAAUCUCUCUAAUUUUCUUAUGAAGAUUAACUCUAUUCGCUAAAAUUACAUACUGCAAAACCACCUUAUAUGUGUAAUACAUCUUAUAUGGUCAGCAACGACAUUCGUAACAUGAUACUUGCAAUUGUAAUAACCACUGAUAGAACUGCGAGAUAAAGCAAGAUAAAAGACAUUUUAAUGAAUUUUUCAAAUUAUAACAUAUUGUGAGUGGUUUUAGUAUUUAAGCCUUCUGAUGUUUCAUUAGUAUAGGCAAAACAAAUACAUAUACAUUGCAACGCAGACAAAUUAUACUUCUGCAUAUCGGUGGUCAUUAUAUUAAUCUAUAUAUGCAAAUAAUUUAAUUAAUAAUUUGUCUGAAAUCAUAUAUGGUACUUAUAGAUUGAAAACUAAGAACAACAUUAAUGCUUUUUAUCUGUAAGUAAUAAGUGUUAGAUUAUUAUUCUGGAUGACUUAUUAUGCCUAAGGAAUGGAGAAAUACAUGUGAGCUAAUAUCGGAUUGAAGACACGAAAAGGUAAUAAAAGUGGUGUUAGCAUAAUACAAUGUCGUCCGUUUAUGGCUACUUUUGCUUGAUGUAUUUUGUAUUCUGUUUAGAACUUAAGGCAAAUAAAAUGGAUCUUGUAAUGACAGAA